Tupaia belangeri chinensis (Chinese tree shrew) is the source of this 964-nucleotide messenger RNA. It is a transcript of the gene CMTM7, whose product is annotated as CKLF like MARVEL transmembrane domain containing 7. Lineage: Eukaryota; Metazoa; Chordata; Mammalia; Scandentia; Tupaiidae. The record is from RefSeq and is a predicted model, not a curated record. Gene Ontology annotation, cellular component: membrane.
GUCACACUGCUGAUCGCCUUCAUCUGCGUGCGGAGCAGCUCCGUGUGGACUGACUACAGCGCCUACAGCUACUUCGAAGUGGUGACCCUCUGCGACCUGAUAAUGAUCCUCGCCUUCUACCUGGUCCACCUCUUCCGCAUCCACCGCGUCCUCACCUGCAUCAGCUGGCCCCUGUCGGAACUCCUGCAUUAUUUAAUCGGUACCCUGCUCCUCCUCGUCGCCUCCAUCGUGGCCGCUUCCAAGAGCUACAGCCAGAGCGGACUGGUGGCCGGCGCGAUCUUCGGGUUUGUGGCCACCUUCCUGUGCAUGGUGAGCGUGUGGCUGUCCUACAAGAUCUCAUGCGUGCCGCAGGCAGCAGAUGCAGCCGUCUGACUCCAGGCCUUGGCAGGCUCUGCAGGACAUGGACCCGGACAGGAGGCUGUGGCCAGCAAGGCUCUGGACGCGUGUUCCAUGCCAAAGCCCAGCUCGGGCUGGGCCCCAGACAGAGGACUGCACCUCCUCCUGUGUUUCCAGGAUGCUGUUCCCUGAGCUCCUGAGCUGGCUGGAGCCACAUGCCCAGGCUUUCUCUGGAGAAUAUUCCUCCUCCUCUGGGAAAGGACAGCAGCCUCGAAGGGACUCUGGCUUCUCUGUCCCUGCUUUUAGAGCCACCUCAGGUACCAACCCUCCUUCACCCAGUGGAGGGUUCCUGAACAUUCCUGCAUAAAACUGCUUCGCGUGCACAGUCUCAGGGGAGUGAAGCCGCUGUGAGUCCUCCACGGGAACAAAGCCACGCCCUAUUUAUUGAGCUUGUCCACGCGGUCUUGAAGAUGCCCUCUUCCGUCAUGGGGCGGGCCUGUAGGAACACUAUGUGGUCACCCUGUCCCCGAGGAGGGGGUCACGCACCUCCUCUUCCUGUCUCUGCCUCUGCCACCAGCCUAUGUGUGUGGGUGGGUUUUUUAAUAAAAUAUUGACUUAGCCAGCUGCA